UAGAGGCGAGGCCCCCGCCUCCAGUUCACCGGAGGAGCCCGCAAUCAGGGAAUGAGGCCAACGAUGAAGCCUCGAGCUCGGGCUCGGAUGAUCAAGGUACAGUCAUCCUAAGCUCGAAAAUGUGGUCCCCCACCUUACUAAAACACAAACCCGAUAGGUUAGUGUUGUGCAAGGAUGAUAGGAACCACUUCUAUGUGUGGACUUGGGUAGAUGAACGGGUUCAUAGGUUCAAUAGCUGGCUCGGGCAAUACGAUACUAUGUAUAGCCUGAACGAGGUAUGGAACGGAAUAGUCGUCCAAUACGGAACAAAUGACUAUAGGGACCUUUCGAGGUUGACGUCUACAUAUAGGGAAGGUACUCCCCCCGCCUCUUCUGAAGAUGGGGGAAUUUCUCGGUUUCCGAGCUCAAGCUCGACGGAGAGUUCCAGUUAGGUUUUUCUCCACUUGCCCUUUUUAUCACUUUGCAUACUGGUGUGAUGUUGAAUUACUUUUUAUAUAUUCCUUUCUGUUUUGUUAACUCUACUGCGGUGUGACUGUGUAGGUGAGAUGGACUCCGACCUCGACAAUAUCCUCGAGAGUGGCGGUGCCAAGAGGAGCAAGCGCCCCAGGGGGUCGUGAAAGAUUGACCGGCUUGCCAAGGUCCUUAAGAGGACCGAAAAGACACCUCCUCCCCCGGCUCCGCCUGCCACGAGCUCCACUGUGGUGCCGACUUCACAGGUCGGUGCCUCCAUUAUGGCCGAGCCUCAGCCUCCUGUAUUGGUUCACCCGACACUCGGUCCACCUCCCAAAAAGCCUUCUGCUUCUCUAACUCAUAAGCUGUUGGUUUCUACUCACGUUGAGGAGUAUGUAAUUGACAAUGCUGCUGAAUCUCACAGGGCUACGCUAGGCUCGGACGUCUUGUCCCGAGUGGGCCAGAGCUUCAGUAGUUUUGACGCUCCCCAAUGGCAAUUUUUGAACAACGCCCGAGACUACACCGCCCUCUACGAGAAGAGUAUCGAGCUUUCCGCCGCGACUCUUGCUGUUUCUGCCCAGCUCAACUAUAAGUUGAACAACGAGAUCCAUUCGAGCAAGUCCUAUGCUCAGGAGGCGAAGGAUCUUCAACUCAAACUGAGUGAUGACCUAAGGGCAGCAAAUGCAAAGCAUGAGGCAGGAGCCGAGGAGCUUAAGGCCAAGGCAUCCAAGCUUGAGAAGCUGAAUGCUAGGCUCGCGGAGCUUGAGAACGAGAACACUCGGCUCCAAGAGGCUAAUAAAAAGCUCGGAGAAGACAAGGCCGCCACUUUUAAUAUAAUUAAAGGUGAAAAGGCUCGCCUCCUUGCCGAGCAAAGAGAAAAAGGACCAGGCGGUCAAUCUGGCAAUGUACAGAAUUUGGGCCAAUAA
Messenger RNA from Humulus lupulus (European hop), 1376 nucleotides. RefSeq lists its product as uncharacterized. The transcript is spliced from 2 exons. The record is from RefSeq and is a predicted model, not a curated record. NCBI's taxonomy places the organism in Eukaryota, Viridiplantae, Streptophyta, Magnoliopsida, Rosales, Cannabaceae. Bases 732 to 1376 code for a protein of 214 amino acids.